Messenger RNA from Camellia sinensis, 1499 nucleotides. RefSeq lists its product as uncharacterized. The record is from RefSeq and is a predicted model, not a curated record. Gene Ontology annotation, biological process: regulation of DNA-templated transcription. Gene Ontology annotation, molecular function: DNA binding; DNA-binding transcription factor activity. Lineage: Eukaryota; Viridiplantae; Streptophyta; Magnoliopsida; Ericales; Theaceae.
ACUCAACAAAAAAUUCCUUGCCACCUUAGUGUCCAUGGCAGGUUCUAAAAUCACCAAAACCACCAAAACCACCAGGGUCACCACCGCCGCCGCCACCAACAUGGUCCAACCGACCAAGUCAACCGUUCGUAGAUUUGUUGGUGUUCGGCAACGACCAUCGGGGAGAUGGGUGGCUGAGAUCAAGGACUCAUCGCAACGUGUAAGACUAUGGCUCGGAACCUAUGAUACCCCUGAAGAGGCCGCUAGAGCCUAUGAUGAGGCUGCUCGAGCCCUACGUGGAGAAAAUGCUCGAACCAACUUUGCAACAACGAAUCCUAACCCGGUUCAAUCGGAUUCAUCUGAAUCCGAUGGCCGUGCUGGGCUUUCCUUCUCUUCCUUGAAAGCCAAGCUAAGCAAGAAUUUGCAAAGUAUCAUGGCUAGGCCAACAGACAAUACCAAGUCAUCAUCUAAGAGUACUAGGGUUAGUGAUCACUUCACUUUUGCUAGUAUAUUUCAUUUUAGGAGCUACCAUUACCAAAGCCCUAUUGACAUGAAGGGUAUUGAGAAGGUGGUGCAACCAAGCAUCAUUGUGCCUCAUGUGGCUGCGGAUGAGGUGGAGCCGCCCUCGUGGGAGAGCUCGAGUGUGUCAGAUGGCAGCAAUGAGUGGGUCAGAUUCCGGCAACACGGGUUGGACUCAGAUGGGUCAGAUGUUGGGGAGGUUUUUUUAGGUGAUCAACAAGGAUUUGGUGAUCAAAUGAUGGGGUAUUGGAUGGAUAGUCCGGAGAUUGAUGGCGGUGAAGUGUCGAGGAGUAAGAGGUUUAAGGUUUCUUCUUCGGUGGUAGUUCCUCCAACCUUUAGUGAAUCGCCCUACAAUGGUGAGAAGUAACUAAUGGGAUGUAUGGUUAUAUGUAGCAGGAUUUUGGACUUUCGAUAUUGUUAUUUAUUGGUAUACAUCUGAUAUUGUUCAAUAUCGAUCGACAUAUGAGCUUAUCAUUGAUACCGCUAUUUAAAACCUAGGAUGAUGUGUGCCAUGGGAAGUGUUUGUGGUGGGUUGAGAAGCCAUGCAAACUGUUACUGUUUUAGAGGGUAGGAUUUAGGGUUACAAAAAAAAAAGUUGUCACUUUUUUGAGUGAUGAUGAAGUUGAUUAAAGUCCUUCAAAGAAUGUACAGAGAGAGUAAGACAGAGGUUAUGGGACUAGUGAAGUAUCAAAGACUUAGCUGGUAAAGGCUUGUUUUUUUGUAAUGGUAAUCACUAAUAGUUUGGUUCCAGUAAUAAGCCUUUUUUUAAGUUUCUAUGAUACUGAAACAAACUACCAAUUUAUUUAUAAAAAAAAAAAAUUGUCAGUUGAGGUUUUUGGUUGUAGGCUUCAGAGUUGUUUGGUAAAAAAAACAAGAUGUGGCACAUUCUAAAUGAGUUGAGACACCUUAGUGGGAAACCUCUAUUCCAGUACAUGGUUGGAAUGGAAAUUUUUAUUCCAAUGUAUACAAACAAAUAUUUUGCACAAAGAGUUCAUACAAUA